GGCGGGGGACGCCUCCUGAAAGUCGGACCGAGGGUGGCUAUAUCCUGGGGCUCCCCAAUCCCUUCCGCUGGGCAGCCAGGCCCCCAGGGCGCUUUCUUUGCACAAACUGGAGGGAGCUGCUGAUGCUGCAGGCACUGGAUAUGUUAGCCAAAAUGGCCACUGAUCCCCUCCAGGAAGAGAAGGCUUCAUCAGAUGCCAGGCAGAGGCUGCUCUUCAGGGAGAUCAUGCAGGAGGAGGAGGGAGAUAGAGGAACCACCUUACUGAGCAGUGAAAUGACCCUGGAGAUACCUUCUAGGCCUUCUCCUCUUGGUAGUGGAGUGGAAGGAGUUGCUCUGCAGUCAGUGGAUCAGGAUCCUUUGACCUUUGAGGAGGUGGCUGUGUGUUUCUCCGAGGAGGAGUGGGCUCUGCUGGAUCCUGGCCAAAGGGCUCUGCACAGGGAAGUCAUGGAGGAGACUUCUGGGCAUCUGGCCUGGUUGGGGAAGCAGAGAAAGAACAGAAAAAAGGGGGAAGUGCCAAGAAGGAAAACUGAAGAAAAAGAGGAGAGGAAGAAGACAUCAGCUUCUGAAAUGACAGACUCCCAUGCAAUUCCAGUUGAAGAUGAGGCUAGUAAAAUCCCUCUAAGUGGAAAUGUCUUAACUAAUGAACCACAGCUUGGUGCACAACAGAGCAUCCAUACAAGAGUGAAAGCUUAUCAAUGCACUAUAUGUGGAAAAGGCUUCAACAAUUGGUUGAGCUUUUGUGAACACCAAAUUGCCCACACAGAGAAACCAUAUACAUGCUCCGAGUGUGGAAAGAGCUUCCAGCGGAAGGACUAUCUUUCUGACCAUAGAAGAAUCCACACAGGGGAGAAGCCAUAUACGUGCUCAGAGUGUGGAAAGUGUUUCAUUCGGAAGGUCAAUCUUUCUUACCAUCAAAUAAUCCACACAGGGCAGAAACCGUAUACGUGCUCAGAGUGUGGAAAGUGCUUCUUUCGGAAGAGCAGUCUUUAUAACCAUAAAAGAAUCCACAUAGCGGAGAAACCGUAUAUGUGCUCAGAGUGUGGAAAGAACUUUUUUCGGAAGGACCAUCUUUCUGCCCAUCAAAGCAUCCACACAGGGGAGAAACUGUAUACAUACUCAGAGUGUGGAAAGAGCUUUAGCUGCAACUCAAACCUUACCUCCCAUUUGUCACAAGAGAGCUUGUUUGGGGGCUCCCCUAGGAGCACCCCCCUAUACCUGGUUUGGAACUGCAAGCCUAUAGUUACCACUGUUGGCAGUUCAGAUUCUAUGGGACCGUGAGAUCUCCAUUUUGAUUUGCCUGAAGCUGACUCAUAAGGCAUGUCACUUUGGUGUACAGCCUGGCAGAGGGAACUCUCAGGUCAGGUUAAAGCCCAGGACCACAGGAGGACCACCCUGCACUCGCCCCCAACCCUUGAUUAAAUCACGUCUACUCCAGCUCCCUGCCUGAAAUUAAUCAAGCUCUAUUCUUUUCAAGAAUCAGCCAAGUAUUCUCCCUAUGUUGGCACAUUGGAUGGGGUCAACCAAUCAUGUCAGGAAGGAGUGAUAAGAAAGUAACAGGUCAUCUCCUUUGCUAACAAGCAUGUUAAUGGCUGGAUCAGGGCGUGGGAAGCUAGCUUGUUAACAUAACUAAUUUAAUCCCCGGUAUUCUAAAAAACCAUGAGAUAAACCCUGAUGCGCCCAUUACAUUUUGCCCCACACAAGUCGCUUGGACUUAUUUACCCUUUGUACUGAAAGGAAGUACACUUUGCUAAUUUGAAUAGGACAAUGAUGUGGCUUGUGCCUUGUCCCUUUUGUCCUCCUUUUCAAGGUAUGAUCAGCAUGAUGCCCCCAGGCAAGAUUUUUCCUAUCAGUAAUCGAGACAGAAUCGAUCAGUGUGUCUCUCAUGUCUCUCCCGCUGAUUCACCACCUGCUUAUCACUACGUCUUGGCAGCUCCAUCUUGCCUUGCCCUGACUCUCACUCCAUUCCCACUCAUUGCUUACAAAUGAGUAAACCCUUCUUCCUAGCCCAAUCUGCAUAGCUCUCACAACUCUAGGCUGUGAGAUCCUGGUCUUUGGGGAUCAGAUCUCCUUUGGAUUUUGUCUGGUUCUCAAACAAACCCCUUUCUGGUGGCUGGAUUCCUGCUCCUGCAUCUUGCUUCCUGCCUAUUUUAUAGGAGAGAAAUCCCUCAGGACUGACCGAGCUAUAAGGGUCCAAACACACCAUCGGACGGACCGAGGUAGUAGCUAACAUCUGCUCUCAAAAUCUCUCCCUCUCUCUACCUUUCUUGCUCCUUCUGAAAUCCAAAGCUGUUCUCUCCAAGACUGUUUCUCUCUGACCAGCCUUGAGUGAACUUAAUUCGGAAACUCAAGCCUAAUCGCCUCCUUGUGAGACAUAACUUAGCCUUAUUGUUUGUUAGUUUUGUUAGUUAAAUAUUGCUGCCUAUUAACUAAUUUUUAUUCUUGUACUCCUAAAUGAUGUCCCUCAGGGCUCCGUAUUGUCUCUGAUGUUGUUUAACAUCUACAUGAAACCGCUGGGAGAGAUCAUCAGGAGAUUUGGUGCAGGGUGCUAUCAGUAUGCUGAUGACACUCAAAUCUAUUUCUCCAUGUCAAAAUCAUCAGGAGAAGGCAUAACCUCCCUAAAUACCUUGGUGGCAGUGAUGGGCUGGAUGAGAGGUAAACUGAGACUGAAUCCAGAUAAGACAGAAGUACUUAUUAUGCGGGGUCGGAACUCGGGAGAUGAUUUUGAUCUGCCUGUUCUGGAGGAGGUCACACUUCCCUGGAAGGAACAGUUAAGCAGUCUGGGGGUGCUUCUGGACACAAACCUCUCCCUGGUGUCCCAGGUUGAGGCAGUGGCCAGUGGUGCCUUUUAUCAGCUCCAGCUGAUACGCCAGCUGCGUCCAUUUCUUCAAGAUAAAUGACCUUGGGACAGUAGUACAUCUGCUGGUCAACUUCAGACUUGACUACUGUAAUGUGCUCUACAGGUGAAACUCGGAAAAUUAGAAUAUCGUGCAAAAGUCCAUUAAUUUGAUUGCUGGCGCCACUGAAUCUUCCGACAGGGAGGGGGAGACCCCCCCUUCGGGGCGAGCUGAAUCAGCAGCCAUAGAGGCCCGAAAAUUAAUCGCUGCGGGAGAAGGGCCGCAGGCGACUGGCGCGAGCAUACCAGUCCUCACCACCUCAGGAAUAGUACUGCCCUGACUGGAACAGCCCAGGGCAGGAAGAGGUAGCUAACACCCUGACUAGACCAGCUCAGGAUAAAAUUUAGAGGAGGACAGAUUUAGAAGCAGACGAAAGGAGUAAAACAGCCAGAGCAAACGAACUAAGCACCUGCCGGAGCGAGACACGGCAAAGACUGAAGCCUGAGGGGAUUGCCCCUCCCUCCUGCUGCAGGAGGAAAAAGCUCUCUGAUUGGCCCUGUCUCGGAGCAGGAGGUCGUGACAACCCAUGAUGCUCUCGGAUGCCAUCCUCUUCUGAGGGAGAAUAAGACAGUGUCUUAUAUUAAUUUUAGCCCCCCAAAAUGCACUAGGGCAAUUAGUGGUACAUCAGAAAUUACUGCUAGGUCUUACUUUCGGGGUAGGUCUUACUUUUGGGGAAACAGGGUAGACGUAUUACAUGCAAAGCGAGAUAAGUCAAGCCUUAAUUUGUUAUAAUUGUGAUGAUCAUGGCGUACAGCUCAUGAAAACCCCAAAUCCACAAUCCCAGAAAAUUAGAAUAUUACAUGGAACCAAGAAGACAAGGAUUGUAGAAUAGAACAAUAUCGGACCUCUGAAAAGUAUAAGCAUGCAUAUGUAUUCAGUACUUGUUUUGGCCCCCUUUUGCAGCAAUUACUGCCUCAAUGCGGCAUGGCAUGGAUGCUAUCAGCCUGUGGCACUGAUGAGGUGUUAUGGAAGACCAGGAUGCUUCAAUAGCGGCCUUCAGCUCUUCUGCAUUGUUUGGUUUCAUGUCUCUCAUCCUUCUCUUGGCAAUGCCCCAUAGAUUCUCUAUGGGGUUCAGGUCAGGCGAGUUUGCUGGCCAAUCAAGCACAGUACACUGUAUACUUUUCAGAGGUCUGAUAUUGUUCUAUUCUUCAAUCCUUGUCUUCUUGGUUCCAUGUAAUAUUCUAAUUUUCUGGGAUUGUGGAUUUGGGGUUUUCAUGAGCUAUACGCCAUGAUCAUCACAAUUAUAACAAAUUAAGGCUUGACUUAUCUCGCUUUGCAUGUAAUGCAUCUAUCUCAUAUAUCAGUUUCACCUUUUAAUUUGCAUUACUGAAAUUAAUGGAUUUUUGCACGAUAUUCUAAUUUUCCGAGUUUCACCUGUAUGUGGGGCUGCCUUUGUAUGUAGUCCGGAAACUGCAGUUAGUCCAGAAUGCGGCAGCCAGGUUGUUCUGUAGGUGAUCUCGGAGAGACCAUAUCACUCCUAUCUUAAAAGAUCUACACUGACUGCCGAUACGUUUCCAGGCAGAGUACAAGGUUUUAGUUAUAACUUAAUAAAGCCCUAAACAGCUUGGGCCCUGAGAUCAUCUGGAGAGGUUUGUCUGCAGUUGCCAUCAGCUCGUCUGGUAGCUACUUGGGGAUGGGGCUUUUCCAUUUCUGCCUCAAGGCUUUGGAACACAAUUCCUGCUGAAAUAAGAGCCUCCCUAUCUCUUAAAACUUUUAAAAGGGCUGUCAAGACUCAUUUGUUCACCCAGGCUUUUAAUUAGAUAUGUUUUAAUUGUGUCUUAGUUUUAGCUUUUUACAUUUUAAUUGUUGAAAUAUGUUUUUAUUGUUUUCUAAACUGCCCAGAGAUCUUGCGUUUUGGGUGGUAUAAAAAUAUGCUAAAUAAAAUAAUAAUAAAUGAAAUCCUCAAACCUGA
This is a messenger RNA of Hemicordylus capensis (graceful crag lizard), 4805 nucleotides long. RefSeq names its product zinc finger protein with KRAB and SCAN domains 1-like. Lineage: Eukaryota; Metazoa; Chordata; Lepidosauria; Squamata; Cordylidae. Gene Ontology annotation, molecular function: DNA-binding transcription repressor activity, RNA polymerase II-specific. The record is from RefSeq and is a predicted model, not a curated record. The transcript is spliced from 5 exons. Bases 123 to 1277 code for a protein of 384 amino acids. Gene Ontology annotation, biological process: negative regulation of transcription by RNA polymerase II.